ACAUGGCGAGGGGCGAAGCGGGAUGUCGCGGGGGGGGCCGCGCCCGUCACCGCCGGCUCCGCGGGCAGCGCCUGUGCUCCGGCAUUCGCCCCGCGGGCAGCGCGGCGGCGGGAGGAGGAAACAACAACUCGCGGCCGCCCGCGACGCCGCCGCCACCGCCAGCAGCCGCCAGCGCGAUCCUUCCGCACGGAGAAAGAGUCCCUUCCUCCUCCGCUCCGCUCCGCGCCCCCCGCCUCAGCCCCGCAGCGCGGCGCCCCUCCCCCCAAGUCCCCGGGCGGGGAGGGAGGACGGGCGGCCCGCGGCUCCCGCCCCGCCGACACCGAGGGGAACAGCGUUGACCGGCGGCCCGGGCGGCUCGCGAGGGGAGAAGAUGUCGGAGCGGCGGAGGCGGGGCGGGCGGGAAGGCGGCGGGCGGGAUGAGGGGAGGCCGCUUUCUCUUCUCUGCGCCGAGCGGGCGGGCGGCCGGAGCGCGGAGGGAUACGGAGCGAGCUGCGAUGGGAGGCGGGGCCGAGCGGGCAGCGGGAGCCGGGAAGUGGCCGAGCGGAUGGCGCAGCGCAGCGCAGCGCAGAGCCGAGCCCAGCGGGCACAGCGCCCCCGGGCAGCGCCGCUUCGGAGGGGGCGGCACCGCGACCCUCCUGCUGCCUCCCCCUGCUGCUCCCCGCCGGCUCCCCGCGAGGCCUCGGGGCGUGCAAGUGACACGGCGCUGCGGUUCCUUGUGCUGCUUGCAGGACAAGAAAGAAAAAAAUAUAUAUUGUUUUUCCGCUUUUUUAAACAUUUUGCUUUUUUUUUUUAAUUGUUUUUAUUUUAAUCGUUCUUCUCCUCGCAGAAAAAAAGCCGUCAGAGCGAUCGUGGCGCCUUGAAUCGCCGCUCGGCCUCGGACGCGCCGUGAGGUAAAUAACUGCCGGCCGCUCGGGGCUGCGGGCACGGGUGGGCCGGACCGGGGUAAAAGCGGUACAGGUAAAGCGAGACCCGUGGUCACCCUCCAUUUAUAAAAGGUAAAUAAAUAGAAAUGGACGACGAUCGCCAUCCCGGCCCGGUAAGUCGCGGUGUCACGGAGCGCUGCCAUCCGUUUCGCGUUGUGCCGGCCCGGCUCCGCGCUGUAUCCGGAGCUGGGCACCUUCCGUGCGGCUCAAAAUGUCUCCCCUUGUGUACCAGCUCCCGUUCUGUCUUUGGGCUCCGUUUGAAAUAAACGCUUUGAGCUGAAUCGAAAUGGGCAAAAUUGGAUCAUCCGGUGUCAAAUAAAGGCUGAUGAAAUGAAGUGACUCGGGUCGUUCUUAGCGCUGCACGACGUGUACGGAAAGCUCACUAAUGUACGGCAUCAACCUACCCCACGAGGAAGAGGGGAUUUGUAUCGGUUAAGGAGUCUGAAAGCAGAUGAAAACCGCCGUGGAUAUAGCGAGCUUCCCCGUUCUACGGCGACUCGUAACUUUCCUCGAUGUGCUUCAAAUUCCAGCCACAGAAUCAAAACGUUUCGAUGCUAAAAUAAAGGUUUUUGUCUUUUAUUUAAUGUUUUAGAGCGCCUCCCAAAAUGGAAUCGCAGUCUCUGAGCACAGCAGUGCUACAGGCAGCGCUCAAUGAGAGCUCUCACAAACGCACAUCCCACUUCUCCUUACUGAUGAGAUCUGAUUUUUUCUCCUUCCUUAUUUGUGGCUUAACACGAACCCCACUGUCCAUGACACAAGAUGUGGGGUUGUUGCUGUCUGCUGAGACGAGCUCAGGCCAGUUGUAAGAAUUCCUGCAGCAGCAGCAAUAAAUACUCCAUUAAUUUUAGGGAGGUUCACGGGAUUUUUGUUAUUUCUCCCAUCUCAAUUCAGUGGAGAAUGUUUUUGUUACAUGGAGAAAAAUACCCCCAGCUCUGAUUUUUAUAGGCUCAAGUGUUGUUGCUUUCAAAUGAUUCUCCUUCCUUCGCGUGAUUUAUCACCUUGCGUUAUCCUUAAGUACAAACGCAUCGCUGCUGUUUUAUCACUGAGAUUUAAUGGUUUGGUUGUUUUUUUCUGAGCUGUUUUCACUCUGAAAGAUCUCAAUUUAAGGGGGGGAAGAGAGGAAUUAUUUUUCUUCUUUGGGUAUAAUAAUCGUUUGAGUAAAAAAUGCAAACCUCCAAUUAUUUCAAUCUGGUGAUUUGGCUGUUUUAACACUGACAGCACUGCCUACUCUUGCAGAUACAAAGAUUGUGACUUUCAGAUGGGAAUGUCCUUCAAUUACUGUUUGCUGUGGGGAACUAAGGAUGUAUGUAAUAUCUUUGAUUUCUCCUUGAUUUUUAUGUAGGGUUUGUUGUUGUUUUGUUGUUGUUUUUUUUUUUAAUUUUUGCUUGUUAUUGUUUUUAAUUACUUUCCCGUUAUUAAUAUUUCCCCAUACAUUAGUUUAUCAGCGUGGUUUAAUCACGCUGUAACCAGAAAGUGCGCUGCUCGCUGGCUGCGGCGCUCGCUGUGAAAGGCUUUCUGUUCCUUGUGAAAUCUGGGCUUUUCUUUAUAGACAAAGAGAAGUAUUUAUGGUUUGUAAAUCACCGGGCUGGACAAUGUAGCUAAAUAUUUGAAGCACAAUAUUGGGGGUUGGGGGGGCUGAGAGCUACAUAAAGCAUUAACUGAG
Molecule: messenger RNA, 2586 nt
Organism: Coturnix japonica (Japanese quail)
Lineage: Eukaryota; Metazoa; Chordata; Aves; Galliformes; Phasianidae
Source: RefSeq, a predicted model, not a curated record